CUUUGAAAUACUCCCCCGCCUUGGCGCCCGAACGUAACCGUCGCAACCAACAGCUUUCGCUUCCCCUCGCCGGAGCUCCAAGAAACCAAGAACCCAUCAUCCCCACCUCCACCGCGCAGCGCCCAUCGACAGAUGGAGCAGUUCCAGGACGGCCACCACGUGCGGCUGCGGAGCCGCGAGCACGGCAUGUACCUGCACGCCGACAAGGACGGCCGUGGCGUCUCCCUCCGCCGGCCCCGGGCGUCGAUGAACGCGGCGUGGGCGGUGCACUUGUUCCAAGGCGAUGACGAUGCCCAGUACGUGCUCCUCCACAGCGCCGCCUACGGCGGCUACCUGACGGCCAUGGACGCACCGGCGCCGCUAGGCCACUGCGGGCGCCGCGUCGAGCAGCGCGACUACGACGAACGGGAGGAGGAGGACGUCAGGUGGCAGCCCGUCAGGUUCGGGAGCGGGGACUACAUCCUGCUCCGCCACGCCAGCGGCCGCUUCCUCCGCGCCAACGGGAAGUACCUCCCCUGGAACAACGGCGCCAGCGUCGACGACUUCGACACCGUCAGCACGAUGACGCACUGGGUCGUGGAGCGCAUCCCCGCCAGGGAGGGCAUGCCUGAGCUCCCCCUCGCCGGAGGCCUGGACGUUCUGUUGCCGCGGCGGUGGAUCGUGUACGCCUCGGCGGGCGCCGAUGGGGGCCCCUUCUUCUGGGCUGCGUUGGGGUUCAAGGGGAGGUCUGUGUUCCGCCUGAGGAGCGAGCUGGCCAGCGAGAUAGGCAUCGGCAUGAACGACCUCGUCAUGUGCGUCCAGGAGGGCACUAACGGGCGGCCUACCCCACUCGUCGUCAACCUACCCCGCCGCACGCGGACCCUUUACAUCGUCGUCCUCAUGGCCGGGGAGCCAGCCCCAGCCAACGUCGAGCUGCGGUACCCGGAUGUCGGUGCAGAGUAGAAAAGGAUAAGAGCAGGACUCCCGACCGUCGCCUCUGACACGAUGACAUGAGAACUCAGAACUGCAUUUUGCAUUGAGAUAUAGGUUUAGGGAAACCCCAGCAGCUCUUGUGAUUCUGCUAGCUGAAACUGAUUCAUUUUCCAGACAGGAGGAACCACUGUGGUUCUGAACUUCAGAACCAGUGUGAACAUUGGUUCGUAAUGUUUGCUUCUUCUUCUGGCUGCUGCUUCAGCGCUGCUGCCGAGUGCAUUUCUUUUAGGUGUCGCAGAAGUUAAUUGAGCACUCCACUUUAACUGUGCCUUUUCAGGUUUCAGUCCAUCAGCAGAAAAUGAAUUUUUA
Triticum aestivum (bread wheat) is the source of this 1281-nucleotide messenger RNA. RefSeq lists its product as uncharacterized. The record is from RefSeq and is a predicted model, not a curated record. The transcript is spliced from 3 exons. NCBI's taxonomy places the organism in Eukaryota, Viridiplantae, Streptophyta, Magnoliopsida, Poales, Poaceae. Bases 133 to 942 code for a protein of 269 amino acids.